Pongo pygmaeus (Bornean orangutan) is the source of this 3667-nucleotide messenger RNA. It is a transcript of the gene PDP2, whose product is annotated as pyruvate dehydrogenase phosphatase catalytic subunit 2. Gene Ontology annotation, cellular component: mitochondrion. The coding region runs from base 318 to 1907 and encodes 529 amino acids. NCBI's taxonomy places the organism in Eukaryota, Metazoa, Chordata, Mammalia, Primates, Hominidae. The record is from RefSeq and is a predicted model, not a curated record. Gene Ontology annotation, biological process: protein dephosphorylation. The transcript is spliced from 2 exons. Gene Ontology annotation, molecular function: [pyruvate dehydrogenase (acetyl-transferring)]-phosphatase activity; cation binding.
CUUCUGGAGCUGGGUCCUGACUAGGGAGUGCCUGGGUGAGGUGAGGACCUGGUGGCCGCAGUUGUGGCACUGUGCGCAGGCGCGGAACUGACCGGACCGAGCGGGCGGCUGUGGCCUCGCCAGCUGGUGAGAAGCGGGCGAGGGUCCGAGGUAGGGAAGGGAACGAGCGGGGAAUGUGGACACCUCUUUCCCCGCCAGGCCUCGCCGGCGUCUGACCCUCCCGGCCUGCGGCACCGACUCAGGUGACUGGGCGGAGAGCUGAGGUUUAAAAAUAUCCUUUUUUGCUGAAGGAACACAUUUGCUGGUAUAGUUUCAGAAUGUCAAGUACUGUGUCCUACUGGAUCUUAAAUUCUGCAAGGAACAGCAUUGCCACAUUGCAAGGGGGCAGACGCUUAUACUCCAGGUAUAUCUCAAAUAGGAAUAAAUUAAAAUGGAGGCUCUUUUCCCGGGUGCCACCCACCCUAAACAGUUCCCCGUGUGGUGGCUUUAGUCUGUGCAAAGCCUACAGACACACAUCAACAGAGGAAGAUGAUUUUCACUUGCAACUCAGCCCUGAGCAGAUAAAUGAAGUGCUUCGAGCUGGUGAGUCAACCCACAAGAUUCUUGACCUUGAAAGCAGAGUCCCAAAUUCAGUGUUGCGGUUUGAGAGCAACCAGCUGGCUGCCAAUUCCCCAGUGGAGGACCGGCGAGGUGUAGCCUCCUGCCUGCAAACCAAUGGACUGAUGUUUGGCAUCUUCGAUGGACAUGGCGGUCAUGCAUGUGCCCAAGCAGUGAGCGAGAGGCUCUUCUACUAUGUGGCAGUGUCCCUGAUGUCCCACCAGACCCUGGAGCACAUGGAGGGAGCUAUGGAAAGCAUGAAACCCUUGCUGCCCAUCUUGCAUUGGCUCAAGCACCCAGGGGACAGUAUCUACAAGGAUGUCACAUCUGUGCAUCUUGACCACCUCCGUGUCUAUUGGCAGGAACUGCUUGACUUGCACAUGGAAAUGGGACUAAGCAUUGAAGAAGCAUUAAUGUACUCCUUCCAGAGACUGGAUUCUGACAUCUCGCUGGAAAUCCAGGCCCCGCUGGAAGAUGAGGUGACAAAGAACCUGUCACUCCAGGUUGCUUUCUCUGGGGCAACAGCUUGCAUGGCCCAUGUUGAUGGAAUUCACUUGCACGUGGCAAAUGCUGGUGACUGCCGAGCCAUCCUUGGUGUCCAGGAGGACAAUGGCAUGUGGUCUUGUCUGCCCCUUACACGUGACCACAAUGCCUGGAACCAGGCCGAGCUGUCCCGGCUAAAGAGGGAGCACCCUGAGUCAGAGGACAGGACGAUCAUCAUGGAGGACAGGCUGCUGGGCGUCCUCAUCCCCUGCAGGGCCUUUGGGGAUGUUCAGCUGAAGUGGAGUAAAGAGUUGCAGCGCAGCAUCCUGGAGAGGGGCUUCAAUACCGAGGCCCUCAACAUUUACCAGUUCACACCCCCACACUACUACACUCCACCCUACCUGACUGCUGAACCUGAGGUCACAUACCACAGGCUGAGGCCCCAGGAUAAGUUCCUUGUGCUGGCCUCAGAUGGCCUGUGGGACAUGCUGAGCAAUGAGGACGUGGUAAGGCUGGUGGUGGGGCACCUGGCUGAGGCAGAUUGGCACAAGACAGACCUGGCCCAGAGACCCGCCAACUUAGGGCUCAUGCAGAGCCUGCUGCUGCAGAGGAAAGCCAGCGGGCUCCACGAGGCUGACCAAAAUGCAGCCACGCGGCUGAUCAGACAUGCCAUCGGGAACAAUGAGUAUGGGGAGAUGGAGGCAGAGCGGCUGGCGGCGAUGCUGACAUUGCCAGAGGACUUGGCGAGGAUGUACAGGGAUGAUAUCACUGUCACUGUGGUGUAUUUUAACUCAGAAUCAAUCGGUGCAUAUUACAAGGGGGGUUAAGAAUCUCCCAUCCUAUUGUCAAGGUUAACAUAAAUGCUCUUCUAAAACGUUUCACUUACUCCUAAACUAGCUAUCCAAACCUUGCUAUUAAAGGCGCAGGCAGAUUUAAUUUGCUAAAUAGACUAACAGGAGGAAAAAAACAAACAGCCUAGCUUUAAAAAACAGUGAAAUAGCAGUGAUUUCAUGUCCCUGUAUGUUCUGAUUAAGUCUUAUAUGCAGAGAGGACAGAGCAUAAAGUCUGUAGAAUUGGCUUGGGCUUGUGUAGCCCAAGUCAUUUGAUAAAGAUGUUGUUAAACUGUGUCAGCCUGAGCCUUCAAAGGGUAAAUUUAAUCAUGAUUCUGAGAAUAAAGAACUUCAGGAGCUUCUUAGGUCUUGCCACAAAAAUCUGCAAAUUUGAUAAUUCUCCUGAAUUCACAAUCAUGGACUUCUAGACUAUGAAGAGCUAUUUUAUUUGUUUGUCUUUUAUUUAAAUUACUAAGGCCUAGGUUUACAAAGCAUACUACAGGACACUUUUCUAUGCAAUAUCCUAACUUUUUUUUUGUGAUUAUGCUUGUGAGAAAUUUUGUAAUACUACAUUCUAGUUCUGUUUUCGUUUAUUUUAAAACUGAAUCCUUAAACUUGCAAACACGCCUACUGUAAGCAUGCUUGGAAUGACUUGUUUUGGUUUUCAGCUGAUAGGAUCUAUGCCUCUGGACCAGCUGAAUUUACUGGUGCAGCUUUUUGUCCCCUCUACUGAGUCCCAUUCCAGAAACUUUGAGCCAUGCUAGGAGGUAACUAGUCUAUGCCUUAACUCCUGACCUUUCCUGCAUUAGUAAAAUUUCCUCCUGGGCUGAGCCUUUGGGGGUUGAUUCAUAGCAUUAAACUUUCUGAUUAUACCUCUCAAACAUUCGUCUGUCAAUUCCACACAAUCCUUCUACCUCUGCUAUGCUGAACCCCUCAUUCACCCUGCACCUGCCAACUGCAAAAUACCGUCUGAAAGAAUCUUUCACAUGUUCCUGCUUCCUAUGGCUGCAGGAAAGGAGAAAAUGUGAUUGCAUGUGGUAGUUGUGGUGUUAGAUGUUUAGACAGGACACGUUAAUUUAGCGGAUUGUGGACUUAAGAUUCAACCUCUAUCUGGAGAGGUGAAAAUACAGAGGCUUAAAGACAACAGUUUCUAACCAAGGUUCUCUGAAUCCUUUCCUGAGAGGUGGUGUGGAGGAAGGAGGAGUGAGACUUAUCAGAUGGGAUGCUUGCCCCAAGACUGUGGGAUAAACCACCAUUGCUAGUCCUCAGGAAUUAGACCAUAUUUAGUAUAGGAGUUGGGGCAAAAAUAAAAGUGUAAUUUGUAAUGGUUUCUGUGGGCUGUAGACUCUUUGUAUUUACUUGGAAAUUCAGUCAUGUGGAUCCAUUUUGGAGAUGAAUUUCAUCUCAUGAGUUGCUGUGGCAUUUAAACAACAGGAAAUGUGUCCCUAAAUGGAAACAAAUAUAAUCCCACAAAACCAACAAUUUUAUUUGCCUCUACUACAUCAGGCAGAAUUCUUCAAUUAAGCUGAACUACAUUUGUUGAUCCCUUUUCUCACCUUACCCCUUUAUGCCACCUACUGAAAAGAAAAGCAAAUAGCUGGGUUUGGUUUCCUGUUUUUUGUCUAUGUCCCAGCUGACAUUCAGUCAAAUGUUGGGAUACUUCUAAUUUGGUGGUGUUUCUCUGUACAUUUUUCAGUGCAACUGUUUAGUCAUGUGUUUUCAUCUAAGAAAUUAUAUUUUGAAUAUUUAAGCCUUGA